UGAGUUGCAUAAGGUUACAGGAGGCAGCUGUGUGGAUGGAGGAUGCUGCCGUGCCGGUCUGUGGUCGGUCUGUAGCCGGUAACGUUGCGUCUUUCCCGCUCUGAUGCAGCGGAUCACCGGUCUCGCCGCAUGCCGGGAGCUCGGCGGUCUCAUAGCCUGCACAGCCGGGGUCUGCGCUCGGAAGAGCGGCCCAGGCUGCUGCGGGCAGCCGGCUGCGCACCGGCAAUGGGCGAGCCUGGCUGUGCGUCCUGCCCGCCCUUUCACCGCGGCGACAAGCCGGAGACUGUGCAGGCGGAGAUGCGUGUUCGCCGGAGAGAAACACAGACUGCUCUGCUCGCAGCCCGGAGCUGACGGGCCGAGCUCCGGCCGCCGGCCCGCUAUCUCUGUAGUCGGCGUCCCAGACCCGAUCACAUGGAUCCGGUGUAAAGUCAUAAUGUUCCUGCUCGAUCUCUACUUUGACUUAGACGUCAACUCUGAGGAGUUUGAAAGAGGUGUAAAGCAGGCUUUGGUUCACGUCUCCAACAAGAUGUCCCGCGGCAGAUACCACGAGCUAAAGGGGAUCGUGUCCAGUGAGAUGUUGGAAUACGUUGAGAAGACGUGCAGCUCUCUCACCGAUGCUCAGAGAAAACGGCUCGCGGUCCAAACGGAUGAUAUCGUAUUUGUGCUUCCAGAGGACAUUUCUGUAGUCUUCGAUCAACAUGGAAGGAAGUUUUGCUUUAUGGUCAUGAGAUUUUGGAUCCUGUCAUCCCACGAAGGUCCCGACGACCCAGAGGGUACAAAAGUCUUCAAAGUGGCCUCGAGUGAAGAUGGUGGCCCACAGAAGAAAAUUGUAACUGCUGUUUAUGAAUUCCACCGAGAGCUGACGAGGGGGGCCUCCUCUGACUGGACCGUUACCACACUCUGGCACUGGCACUGGAAACGAGCUGGAUGAUUUGACUCAGCUUUGCAGAGAUAUUUGUCACUGAUCUGCUGAAUUUACUUUCCUACGGAAGGCAACCUUCAAAGUGAGCAAUAGUAUAAAUAAUUUUGCACUUGGAUUGCGUUCAGUUGGUCCCACUGUAGCUGUGCAGGCUCACUGUACUGGUGGUCUGUCUUUGAUGCCUUUAAAGCUUCACGUGUCAGACUAGACAUGUGAAGUGCUGCUGUUCAGCCUCUCUGACUCACCUGUCGACCACCAUCAGAUUCUCUAUCUGCUCCAUCGCUACACAUCCUGUCGCCACUGUCGCCUCCAUUUUUGCCUCACUGUGUUUCAUUUGUGUUUUCCUGACCAUUUUUUGUCUCGCACUUUUAUUAAACACUCAGAAAACCUGCAAUAUUUGAACACAGUGGUAAAUAAAUGUUCUGUCUUAUCGUCCAACUCCGUCUACGUGCUUUUCCGGACCUUUAAAGCACAGCUGAGUUUGGUCAGUUGUCAUUACAUUACAACCUGUAAGCAUGAAACAUUUAUCAAAAGAGAAGCUGUUUUUAUUAAAACUGAAAAAUAAACUACAAAUCAAGACUCUGAGAUACAGAGUGAAGAUUUUUUUCCUAGAAACGUCACCCACAUCAAAAAUAACUCCGUUCCAAAUGAUAACCAGUAUCUUCUAUUGGUGAAAAGCCAUUUUUCUGCUGAUUUGCACAGAGAAUCCACCAACUCUGACCUCAAAAUCAGGAAUCCUCAGAUUUCAUUGAGUCUGCACCAGCGGUUGCCUCUGCAGCUUCUGAUCCCCACAUUGAAAGGAACCCUGAGGGCUUCUGCUCCUUGCUUUCUGCCUUACAUGUGCUGCUAGGGUGGCCAAAGUUUUAAGUAAUAAAGUCAACGUGUUAGCACGUAAUCCUCAGGUUUCACACUGCUCUCAAAGAUGAACAUUAAUACUGGAGGUUCCAGUUAAGGAUCACAGACCAACAGAUCCAUGUCCACAUGCUCCUCAUUUCUGCUUAUUCCAUGAAGUCCAUAACAGUUUUUCCCCUCAAGCGACUAAUAUAAAGUCCAAGAGAAAACUUUGUUGGUUAGAAAUGAAGGAUACUGUUAAUAUUAGAUCUGUAUUCUGGUAUUCAACUAAUACCAGAAUUCUGUAAGCGAUAAAAAAGCAUCAGGCAAGAAAAUCCAGUUUCCACAGCAAGCAGGAAGGGGCAUAUGUUCCAGUAGCUGGCUGCCAGCAACCAAGUUGAAGCCAGUACUCGAUGGGCCAAAGAGAGCAUAACACAGAUCUUGUACAAAAUGAAAACAGUUAUAAUAGUACUGUUUCGCUCCAAGCGAGAAUGACUAAUUUUGCCAUAAAAUUCCCCACCUUAGCUCGCGUUUGUGCCCACAGCCGCUGCCAGCAAUGUGUCACUUGUCACAGACAUCACAUCUGACAGGCUCGUGAAUGUCGCGUGUCAUCCAAUUCUGUUAAAGCUCGCUGCAGUAUUAUUAAUGUUGACAACAUAUCUGACAAACAGAGAGGAUUCUGUCAUUAGCGUCCGCUAAUUCAUGCAUAAUGAAAUACGCUGAGGAUUAGUCUAAUUUCCCUGCAUGGUAAUACACGGGGUCUGCGGAAGUUUGCGUGGGGGGGGGGGGGGGGGUUAUGUUCCAGUCAAGCGUCUCACCGAGUCAUAACGAGAUUAAAUGAGUGUGGUUAGCUUAGCACGUGUCAGUAUGCACAUGGAUAUGGUGAGAGCACAUUAAACAAUUCACCACGCCUGUGCAUCACUCAGUUUAAUGGAAAUUAACAAGAAAACAUAAACAAGUGGUGAAUAAACAAAAGCUAAUGUUAUUUAUUAGUUAUUUUAUUUUAUUUUAUUUUUUUGUUUUUUGUAUGUUCUGACGUGGGAAUCAGACCGGGCUACACGCCAACUAGUUCAUUAAUCUAGUCAGCGAAACAGAUUGCAAACAAUUGCUCAUCUUUCUUUAAUGUGUUUGCAUGCGUCCCAGCUCCAAGACGCUGCAGAGUCUCACUGUAGGGCUGAUUAACAGAAUUAUGGGAUGAAUAUGUGUGGACAUCAAAUCUAAUACUUGUAGUCAGAAUACAAGUGAUAAGGUUGAGAGCAUGUACCUCUUAGUAUUUGCUGAGCUGCAUUUUAACCCCAACUGAACAGUUUCAUAGCAGCGCUGUUUCCAGUACACAGCAAACAGUCUGCACUGAUAAAGCACCUGUUAGCCUAAAACUACUGUUCUUAUAUAUUACAUGUCUGCUUAUGACAAUCAUUCUAUUACAUAUAGGAGCAGCGCCUUUGCCAUGUCAGCAUUUCAUUAUUAUGCAGAUGUUGUUCAGGUGGGAGUGAGCCUUCUAAUAAAUGCAGCAUGGAUAGUUUGGUAGCUCCUCCAUGUGCUGAGGCAACCACUGCACUCCAAGUUGCUCCUAAGAGUUGCCAGACCCCCCCCCGAAUGGCAGCGGUACGAGCGAGUGAAAAGCUAGCUGUGAAGAAGUAUUUUGUCUGCUGUUAACACAAAAUGACCAGUGAAUACUAACGGCGGGUAACAUCGAGUAAACACAAAGGCUGAAAAAUGAUCCGUGUUUGUAACACACAAAAAUCACAACAAAUAUUUUUGAUUAAAAUGUUUCU
Messenger RNA from Archocentrus centrarchus (flier cichlid), 3525 nucleotides. Its product is annotated as m-AAA protease-interacting protein 1, mitochondrial. The record is from RefSeq and is a predicted model, not a curated record. Gene Ontology annotation, molecular function: ribosome binding. The coding region runs from base 104 to 931 and encodes 275 amino acids. The transcript has 5 exons. NCBI's taxonomy places the organism in Eukaryota, Metazoa, Chordata, Actinopteri, Cichliformes, Cichlidae. Gene Ontology annotation, cellular component: mitochondrial inner membrane. Gene Ontology annotation, biological process: protein insertion into mitochondrial inner membrane from matrix.